Molecule: messenger RNA, 3272 nt
Organism: Anguilla rostrata (American eel)
Lineage: Eukaryota; Metazoa; Chordata; Actinopteri; Anguilliformes; Anguillidae
Gene: plekhn1
Product: pleckstrin homology domain containing, family N member 1
Exons: 16
Coding region: 191-2290 (699 amino acids)
Biological process (GO): positive regulation of apoptotic process; response to hypoxia; 3'-UTR-mediated mRNA destabilization
Cellular component (GO): mitochondrial membrane; cytoskeleton
Molecular function (GO): phosphatidylinositol phosphate binding; phosphatidylserine binding; phosphatidic acid binding
Source: RefSeq, a predicted model, not a curated record
ACCCACACACGAGUGCAGUAUAGCUCCGGUUUACUGCUCUGUCUCCCUCACUGUCUGCCUCACCUUGUCAGAGAACACAUCGCUGCCUGGAUUACAGCAGGGCUUUUUUGUAACCAAAGGGAUACAGCGCAGAGACAACGCGGAUAAGAAGAGAGCUCAGACGAACCCUCCCAGCGCACACAGGGUCACCAUGGGGAGCAGCAUGUCGUGCGUUCCUCACCACAACUUCAGGUUCUCCAGCAAGAGCUUCAUCCGACGGAACAGCAACCGCUUGUUCCGUAAGAAGAACCCACAGGAGGGCCAGGUGAAGUCCAACAGCAUCAUAAACAUCCUCUGCACCGUCACGCCCAGGAAGGAAAUGUCACAGAAGGAUCUCAAAACGAUAGAGAACAUAAAAUGGAACCCGCCGUUUGCCUACGACCCCUCUGGCGGCUGGAAGAAGAGCAGCGUCAACGUGAAGAACUACGGCAGGAUGAUCCACAGCUCCAAAGUGCGCUUCCGCUUCCUGCACUGCCAGGACAUACACGACUGCUUCUUGGACCUCUUCCAGACACACCUUCAUUUCGUCUCCAACAACCCAGCUGGGCUGACCUACCAGGGCACGCUUCCACUGAAGGAACUGACAAUUUGCAAACUCCCCAACGGCGGCGGCACCGGGGAGCCCAACGACUUUGCAUUCCAAGUUAACGGCGUCAGCUUGAACCCCAUCAUCGUGUACUGCGCAGACCAGGAGGAGCUGGACGCCUGGUUCGGCCUCCUGAAGGAGCACGUCGAAGCCAACGGCGGCGUCGUUGCCUCGGAUGAAAUGAACGCGUACACUAGGCUCAAGUACACAGAUGACAGCAGCAAGGGUGGAGAGGAGCUGAGGAAUUCGGUGAUGAACGAGCCCAUUUAUGAAUGGGAGGGGUCCCAGAGGGACUCCCUGGGGCCCGUCACCUACGUCAGCAAAGUCAGGCUGCAGCACCUGCCGUGCAAGGAACAGUACAGCAGGCUACUGGUGAUGUACCCAUCCACACUCAUCAUCCUUUCUGAGGAGAGCGAUGGGCUCUUCUACAAGGGGAAGCUUCCUCUAGACACCGUCAGUGUGACCCUGCCUUGCCACAAUGUGAAACCCAACACGUUCGUGAUUGAAGGGAAAAUGAUACACCCCAUCAUGGUGACCUGCCUGGAAGAGACCGACUUCCAUGAGUGGAUUCGCCAUUUCCAGGACACACCAGCGGCAGUGCACAUCCCCCCUCCUCCGGUCUAUGACAUCAUCUACACACCGACACAGACAGAGGCUCCGGCGCUUGACAGAUGGAGUGGACAGAGCGGCCAGGAGCUGAGCAACUCCCUGAAUACGAGGGCGUCCAACGGGCUCCCGUUCCUCAACCAUGUGGACGAUCUGCUGUCUCCCGGUUACACCGAGCCGCUCUGCUACAUCUCCAGCCGGCCAACCUCGGGGGAGACGGAACUGUCUGCGCACGCGAGCAGCCGGAGCAGCAGCGUGUCCUCCCGCCUGCGGCCCGUCCCCGAGCUCCGCCCCCCCUCCUCGCUGUGCUACUCCUCCCCCCAGCACAGCUUGGACCGGCCGGACAAUGUACCGCCAUCGCCUGUCUACAACAUGCCCUACACCUCCAUGCAUCAGGGCGCCCCUGUUCGGCAGGUGGAGAAGGCCCCCUUGGUCAAGUCAAACAGCUGGAGCACUACCCAAACCAGUUACCAGCACUCGGCCCCCCAGAGGCACUCGGUCAUGUGCGGCCCCCGGAAGCCGCUGUCCCCCCUCUACGAUGACCCCUGCACCCCCGGCGGGUACCUCUUUGAGGACAACUAUGCGAGGCCACCGCAGGUGUCGAGACAGUUCUGGGAGAGGUCGGCACUCCAUCAGGGCCCCCAGAUUGUGCCCCCACCCUUCCGGCUGCAAAGCCCUCCCUUGGGCAAGAAGUACAGGAACACCCAGCCCCUGAAACAGGAAGCGCAAAACGCUCACAGGGGUGUCGAUCCGAGGACUGAAGACUUCUCCAAACUGAAGCUGCUGUCCACCCCCACGGCCGUGCCCAAACACAGCAUCACCGCACAGGCGACCUUCCCCGCACAAUGCCAGCGGAUGUCCACGGAUUAUUCGCAAGACAAAUUUACUGACCUGGAACACAAGGAAUCGGCCAUUCUGGAGGAAGACUAUGACAACGUCUGGGACUUCAACUGCAAUUCUGGGAUGUUUGCAGGAUCUGGGAUUUUAGCACACCAAACGCAGGCAAACCAGGGCAGGAGUGAUGUCACUCACAUGAUGUCACGACAGAGAUGGUCGUAAGAAGACAACUGUGCAGGGGGCUUUUGUGCCAGUUUCACAUUUCAUAUAUAACUGCCAGUUUAGAACAUUGGACUCGAGAGGCAAUGCAAGUAAGGAAAAAAGAAAGAAAAAAAAGUGGGGGGGGGAAUUGUUUUACAAAAGGAAUAAAUCUGGAUUAUAAUUCGUCUGAUGUAAAAUAUCUUGCAGGAAGUCGCACAAGGAGUGUCUCCACAUUGCUAUGGGCUGCGUGCCGCAUGGUGGUUCACUCCCAGAUGAGUCAAGUGGCCAAACCAAAUUUUUUUUGUAACUUUGACCCCAUCCUUCCCGAGCACACAGUGACUGCAUUCCAAAGCACUUCCUCGUGUCCUCUAUCGCCACACGAAGAGCAAUAAAAAUGUCAACUUUGAUUUCAAGACUAAAGGGUACCCCUCAUAACAAAAUGUUACAAUGUGCCAGUAGUCAAAAAGCAACUGGUCGAAAGAAGUACUUGUCUAGAUUUAGGCACAAUAUUUCAGGCAAAUACAUUAAAAUGCCUCCUUCAGUACUGCACUCCACGCUCUCCAGGACCUGAAUUUGGAACUUAAAGACAACUUGAAGAUAACAGAUCUAUCGCAUAAAGUGUGGUGUUACAUUACAUUGUGCAAUAUGUAAAUAGUUUAUUUUAGAGUGCUUUUAGUUUUUAAAUGUCUUAUUUUUUCCUGUUUAGUUUUUAGUCAUCAAAACUGUGGUUACAUUGAUUCACUUUUUUAUUUAUUGAGAAUCAGACAGAGAAAAACAACGUAGCAUGAAAUUAUCUUGCCUGUGUAUUUUAGUGAUCUUUUGAUUGUGGUUAUACUGCUAUAUUUAUGAGGCUUUUUCAUGUUUUCUUCUGUAGAACUCAAUGCUUUCAGAAGUAUAAUUUAAGUUAUUUAAAGAGAAAUCGUCUUGAGAGACUGCUGAACAUAUGUGUUGCUCCUCUGUUUGUGUCUGUAUUUAAUCUGAAAAUAAACAGAAUUACACUGCA